Lagenorhynchus albirostris (white-beaked dolphin) is the source of this 3144-nucleotide messenger RNA. RefSeq names its product acid phosphatase 3 (gene ACP3). Lineage: Eukaryota; Metazoa; Chordata; Mammalia; Artiodactyla; Delphinidae. The transcript is spliced from 9 exons. Bases 66 to 1118 code for a protein of 350 amino acids. The record is from RefSeq and is a predicted model, not a curated record. Gene Ontology annotation, cellular component: lysosome; plasma membrane. Gene Ontology annotation, molecular function: acid phosphatase activity. Gene Ontology annotation, biological process: lysosome organization; dephosphorylation.
CCUCUAAUGGCUUUUGCCCUGGAAGCAGCACGUCCCAACUCCAGCCAGAAGCAGCUCACCCCAGAAUGAGAGCUGCCACCCUCCUUGUGGCCAGGGCAGCAAGCCUUCGCCUUAGCCUCCUGCUUUCCUUCUGGCUGGACCGAGGUGUAGGAGCCAAGGAGCUGAGGUUUGUGACGUUGGUUUUUAGGCAUGGAGACCGAAGUCCCAUCGAAACCUUUCCUAAUGACCCCAUUAAGGAAUCCUCAUGGCCACAAGGAUUUGGCCAACUCACUCAGCUGGGCAUGGAGCAGCAUUAUGAACUUGGACAAUAUAUAAGGAAACGAUAUGAAAAAUUCUUGAACAAGUCCUAUAAACAUGAACAGGUGUUUGUUCGAAGCACGGAUAUUGACCGGGCUUUGAUGAGUGCUAUGACAAACCUUGCAGCCCUAUUUCCCCCAGAAGGUAUCAGCGUCUGGAAUCCCAGCCUACCCUGGCAGCCCAUCCCAGUGCACACAGUCCCGGUUUCUGAAGAUCGGGAUUUUAUAGAAAUCUUGCCAAAAUUUACAGGAUACCAUGACCAGGACCUUUUUGGAAUUUGGAGUAAAGUCUACGACCCUUUAUUUUGUGAGGGCGUUCACAAUUUCACUUUACCCUCCUGGGCCACAGAGGACACCAUGACUAAGUUGAAAGAAAUAUCAGAAUUGUCCCUCCUGUCCCUCUAUGGAAUUCACAGGCAGAAAGAGAAAUCUAGACUGCAGGGGGGUGUCCUGGUCAAAGAAAUCCUCUAUCACAUGAAGAGUGCAACUCAGCCAUUGAACCACAGAAAACUCAUUAUAUAUUCUGCACAUGACACUACUGUGAGUGCCCUACAGAUGGCGCUAGAUGUUUACAACGGAAUCCUUCCUCCCCAUGCGUCCUGCCACUUGACGGAAUUGUACUUUGAGAAGGGGGAGUACUUCAUAGAGAUGUACUAUCGGAAUGAGACGCAGCAUGAACCACAUCCCCUCACGCUGCCUGGCUGCACCCCCAGCUGCCCUCUGACAAAGUUUGCUGAGCUGGUUGCCCCUGUGAUCUCCCAAGACUGGUCCACAGAGUGUGCCAUGAGCAACCAUGAAGGUACUGAGGACGCUAUGGAUUAGGGUGCACACAGAGCUCUGCAGAGAGGGCAGAAUACCCUUUCUCCAGACGGUUGGUGCUUUGAGAAUAUAAACUGGCUUCAACCCCAUCUUUGGGGGAAAUAGGUUUGGGGUGAUAAUUGUAUGUUUCAGAGACCUCAACUUCAGGCAACUCCUACCUCUUUACCUGGCCCUGCUCCUACUUGCCAUAAACCUUGUCAACCUACAUAAACCCAGGAGGCAGUAAUGAAGCAGAAAACAUUUACUUGGGAUCAAAGAAUUGCAAUUCGGGGAACACAUAUCAAACUGGAACAAAAUUAGAAAUGUAAGAAUGGGGGCUUCCCUGGUGGUGCAGUGGUUGGGAGUCUACCUGCCAAUGCAGGGGACAUGGGUUCAGGCCCUGGCCCAGGAAGAUCCCACGUGCCACUGAGCAACUAAGCCCGUGCACCACAGCUACUGAACCUGCACUCUACAGCCCACGUGCCACAACUACUGAGCUCACGUGCCACAGCUACUGAAGCCCACUUGCUUAGAGCCCAUGCUCCACAACGGGAGAAGCCACAGCAAUGAGAAGCCCAUGCACCAUAAUGAAGAGUAGCCCCCCUCUCCGCAACUAGAGGAAGCCCGCGCGCAGCAAUGAAAACCCAAGGUGGACAAAAAUAAAUUAAUAAAAUAAAUAAAUUAAAAAAAAAGAAAUGUAAGAACGUUCUGAAUAUCUCCCAGGAAAAAUCUAUUGAGUAUUUAGGAAUAAACCUACCUAAGGAGACAAAAGACCUGUAUGCAGAAAAUUAUAAGGCACUGAUGAAAGAAAUUAAAGAUGAUACAAAUAGAUGGAGAGAUAUACCAUGAUCUUGGAUAGGAAGAAUCAACAUUGUGAAAAUGACUCUACUACCCAAAGCAAUCUACAGGUUCAAUGCAGUCCCUAUCAAACUACCACUGGCAUUUUUCACAGAACUAAAACAAAAGAUUUCACAAUUUGUAUGGAAACAAAAAAGACCCCGAAUAGCCAAAGCAAUCUUGAGAACGAAAAAUAUAGCUAGAAGAAUCAGGCUCCCUGACUUCAGACUAUACUACAAAGCUCCAGGAAACAAGACAGUAUGGUACUGGCACAAAAACAGAAAUAUAGAUCAAUGGAACAGUAUAGAAAGCCCAGAGAUAAACCCACGCACAUAUGGUAACCUUAUCUUUGAUAAAGGAGGCAAGAAUAUACAGUGGAGAAAAGACAGCCUCUUCAGUAAGUGGUGCUGGGAAAACUGUACAGGUACAUGUAAAAGUAUGAAAUUAGAACACUCCCUAACACCAUACACAAAAAUAAACUCAAAAUGGAUUAAAGACCUAAAUGUAAGGCCAAAAACUAUAAACUAUUAGAGGAAAACAUAGGCAGAACACUCUAUGAUAUAAAUCACAGCAAGAUCCUUUUUGACUCACCUCCUAGAGAAAUGGAAAUAAAAACAAAACUAAACAAAUGGGACCUAAUGAAACGUAAAAGCUUUUGCACAGUGAAGGAAACCAUAAAUAAGACCAAAGUACAACCCUCAGAAUGGGAGAAAAUAUUUGCAAAUGAAGAAACUGACAAAAGAUUAAUCUCCAAAAUUUACAAGCAGCUCAUGUGGCUCAAUAACAAAAAAACAAACAACCCAAUCCAAAAAUGGGCAGAAGACCUAAAUAGACAUUUCUCUAAAGAAGAUAUACAGAUGGCCAACAAACACAUGAAAGAAUGCUCAACAUCAUUAAUCAUUAGAGAAAUGCAAAUCAAAACUACAAUGAGAUAUCCUCUCACACCAGUCAGAAUGGCUAGUGGGAAGCAACCGCAUAGCACAGGGAGAUCAGCUUGGUGCUUUGUGACCACCUAGAGGAGUGGUAUAUGGAGGGUGGGAGAGAGGGAGAUGCAAGAGGGAAGAGAUAUGGGAACAUGUAUAUAUGUAUAACUGAUUCACCUUGUUAUAAAGCAGAAACUAACACACCAUUGUAAAGCAAUUAUACUCCAAUAAAGAUGUUUUAAAAAAAGAAAUAAAAUAUUAAAAUAAAAAAACUUAUUGGAAUGUUGAAA